This is a messenger RNA of Phymastichus coffea, 1701 nucleotides long. RefSeq lists its product as uncharacterized. Bases 147 to 794 code for a protein of 215 amino acids. The transcript has 4 exons. Lineage: Eukaryota; Metazoa; Arthropoda; Insecta; Hymenoptera; Eulophidae. The record is from RefSeq and is a predicted model, not a curated record.
UCACGUAGAGGUCGGAUAGCUUCCGAGGUAUUUAACGUUCCACGACUUGGCCGGCUUCUGGAAUUGAGCCUCGAUAUUCAUCGUCGCUGCGAGGCUUAGGAACCAAACUUUAUUAUCUGCUUGGACGGGUGUUCCGUAUUGUUUCGAUGGCUGAAAAUUUACUGAAGUGUGGGUUGUUGAUGCUCGGCGUAUUGACGGGCUGUACUAGUAGCGAGCUAGCGUCAGCGAAUGGUAUAAGGCCGUCGAAUGUGCUCGGUGGCUUAGAGCAGCACGCGUCGUUCAGUUUUGUGAGGCCAGGCCUCACGCAGACUGCAUUUGCUUUCAACGGGCCAGCGUCGCAUCAGUCAUUCAGCUCGAGCGUCGGUGAUCCACAUCUAGCGCACCGAGUGCUGCCCAGUGUCGCUCAUGCCCUCGCUUAUCGUAAUCCUGGACUAGUUUCAGGCUAUGCACGUAUAACUGGUGGACCUAUUCUCUCGUCAGCAUUUGUUGCAAGUCCACCAGUAGCUGCUUAUCAUCGACAACAAAAUGAUUUUCAACGACGCUUUCAUCCACAAACACAGCAAGCUUUGGCUUUGGCCUAUCAACAACAGUUACAGCAAUAUCAACAAGUACAAGCUUUUCCUGAUUUUGUCGGCGUAGAAUACCCUCAACAUGCACACGUGCAAGCAUUGCACAACAUAGGGGAUCAGCAGAGCGUGCAUCAAGCUCAUAUUGCUCGGCUUUUCAAUGCGAGAUUCGCCAGCCCGCAGCAGAUCCAGCUAGGCAACGCUACACCCGAACAAACGCAGCUUUAACAACAGCAACGAGUACAGUAGUGCAAGAGCGGCGUGCAUGUCCGAUUCUCUAAGUGUAGCUUAUCCGUUCACGUUGUCCGUAACUGCGCAGCACAUUCAAAUAGAUAUAGCUUUGGAUAAUAUUUUGACUGUUAAUCUUAAUACUUUUUUCCAAUGCAAACUUCGGGACUUUCAUUAUUUAGCUUUAGCUUGAAUAUCUUAUAAAAUUUACGAAUAUCAAGUCCUACGUUAUCUUCUUUAUAUUAAUAAAUAUUAUUAGCUUUAAGAUUCAACUCAGAGUAGCAAGCCGAUGUAAUAUUUUUAUACCACCUUAUUAUAAAUAAACAUAAUAAAAGCAAUUAUCUUUGUAUAAUAAAUAAAUAGAUAUAUGCUUAUCGGAGGAUACAUAUAUUAAAUAUUUACAGGUAUGUUGUCAAUACUUAAGAUUAAUAUUAAUAAUUUAUUAUAGUUUAGAUUAUCAUACAUUACAGCGUUGUCAGUUGUUUGUUUAAAAAAUUUUAGUUUAACAUAAGCAAUAAGACGAUCGAUUAUGAAAUAAAUAUUUUGUAAGAUGAUAUCCUAAUAAUACUAUAAUUAUAAUUGAAUUAAUCCUUGAAUUCCGUCAACGAUUCUGACCGCAAACGGUAUAAAUUGACUGCUACGCUGAGUUUCGCGUAAUUUACCGAAAUUUCAUUGCAUCAUCGGUUGUGUAUCUGUGUAUAGUGGAAAAGAAAACCAGACGGAACAAAUUAAGAGUGCAUCGAUGGUUGUUAAAAGAUUUUUGACUCACUGGAGAAUUCAUCUUGAGGAUUAGGUAGCAACAUCUCCAUCGAAUUCGGGUCAUUUGGCAAUCUUGUUGCGGAAGUACCUGUUUCUAAUGUUGAAGAAAAUCCUGUUGAUUUAUCGAUUUUUUCAUUUGGAAAAUAGU